AUGACGAAACGUUUCAAAAUAAGAAUUUCAAGAAUCCUCUCCUUCAAAUCUUGUCGUUCGAAAGAUCCUUCCGAUCUCCCUUUCAAUCCUGUCGCCUCAAUUUCCCGUCGACCUCCACCGGCUAAUCCCUCCGCCGUCACCACCGUGCCACAACGACGUCGUUCUUCUUUUAGACUACACGUGUUAACAGCUUUAGGCUGCGGAGCAAGUCGGAGACGCUCGUCAACGCCGUUAGAUGUUUCACGGAGGAACUCGCCGUCGUUAUCUCCGCCGAAGACGCCGACUUUUCAGUGGGAAAGCGAAGGGAAGUGCCUCGUGGUCGCUCAAAACAUUGAGGGAGAAUACGAAACGCCUCGUCGGAAAAUCUACGACGGAGGACGGGAAAAAGAUGAUCGACGGCGUUUAGUGAAGAAAGAGAGAUACGCAAGGCGGCGAGGGAGCACUUCCUCCGCAGAAGAAUACGAAGAGGAGACGGAGAGAGAGAGUCUCUUGCCAUCUUCUACAAACCUCUCGCCGGAAAAUCGCUCUUCAGAGCUGCCACGUGCGACAAGACAACGGAGACACUUUCCUAAACGAAAAAGCACGUCGUCGGCUGUUGUGGAGGAAAGCGAGUCUUCGUCACCGCCGCCGUCUCCGGCGAGACUUUCAUCGUUCGUGCAGAGACUAAUGCCGUGUGCGACAGUAUCCACGGUUAUGGUGGAGGGAGUGGCGGUGGUGAAGAGGUCGGAGGAUCCGUAUGAAGAUUUCAAAGGUUCAAUGAUGGAGAUGAUUAUGGAGAAGAAGAUGUUCGAAGUGGCUGAGCUUGAGCAGCUUCUCCGUUGCUUCCUAACACUAAACGCGAAACGCCACCACCGCGCGAUUGUUAGAGCGUUUUCUGAGGUUUGGGUUGCUUUAUUCUCCGGUGGUAGUGACAGUCGAAGGUCCAGUGUUCGACUCUCCGAUUAUGAUGAGUGUUAG
Microthlaspi erraticum is the source of this 957-nucleotide messenger RNA. The record is from the annotation of a GenBank genome assembly. NCBI's taxonomy places the organism in Eukaryota, Viridiplantae, Streptophyta, Magnoliopsida, Brassicales, Brassicaceae.